Didymodactylos carnosus is the source of this 846-nucleotide messenger RNA. NCBI's taxonomy places the organism in Eukaryota, Metazoa, Rotifera, Eurotatoria, Philodinida, Philodinidae. The record is from the annotation of a GenBank genome assembly.
AUGGAAAACAAAAUAAAUGAACCACGCAGUGGUGCAUCAGGCACUACGGCGGUCAGGCGAGCGCCGCCCUCUCGUAAAUGGAAUUCUAAUGCAAGUGGAAUAUAUCAUCGUAAACGAUGUGAUAUAAUCAUGUCAACAUGGGGUAGUCACCAAAUUCCAUACGGAAAUUUACAUUUUAUUAGUGAUUCUGAUGAUAAUUUAUUACCGAUCUUACAAGUAAUGAACAAAACAGCUGAUUACUGGAAAAGUCAACGUAAAUGGAUUCUAGGUAUGCUGAAAAUAUUUGAAAUGGGUUUUAAACAAAACAUUAAAUGGUAUAUGAUUGUAGAUGAUGAUGGAUAUAUUGUUGUUAAUAACACUUUAGCCUUAGUUAACCAGUACUAUCAUGAUCAAAUGUGGUUACUAGCUUGUGUUGCAUGUCCACAUCCAUAUUAUCAUGGAAGUUCACCUUUUUUUCUUCGAAUCUGUGGCGGUGGUGGCUAUUUAAUAUCGUCAGAGAUGGCUAAAUAUAUUUUACCCAUCCUACCAAAAUGUUUCAAUUAUACAUCGUCUAAAUGGGAUAAUGGUGAUAUGAAAUAUUUUGAUGUAAUGUUUAGUGUUUGUUUGAUUGAAUUAUUAAAUGUCACUUUAACACAUCGAAAUGAAUUUAAAACAGUUUCACCAUUAAAGCAAAUUAAAACAAAUAAUAGCAACACCAUUAAAUUUAGUUUUAAUAGAGAAAAUUUGAAUAAUCCAAUUACAUUUCACUAUGUCAAGCCCUGGCAAGAACAACUCAUAAUUUGGAAAUUGUACCAUGACAUUGAAACAAAUCUAACUGUAAAGAACAAUUCUAAUUGGUUAACGUAG